AUGGAGAGCCAAAAUCAAAGACGGAAAGUCGUCCCACGAGCCAUACGAUGUAACCGCGAGAGUCCUUGUUCUAAUUGCAUCACGUCUAAAAUUUCCUGCCCCGACACGGGAAGCACUAUUCCACAGCCAUCGCCUACUCCUGGACUUAGCAGAGGCGAUGAGAGCGUUGACAGUCUCACCGACAGAAUAAGUGCUCUCGAAAAUGCCUUGCGUGACCAUCUGAGGCCUCGCAGUACCGUCACUGACCAACAGACUCCAACGCGAUACGAUGCCCAGGACGAGCAGUUUGCAUCUUUUGAGGGGAACUCUUCUUUCACACGGCAGACGCGUUUAGCAUGCCAAAUCGAUGAACUUGAUGCAGCUAGCGUAUCUCUGUCGCCUAGUGUUAUCAACGAGCUCGCUACUCUGCGAGGCGGCUUGGAGCACCAAGGACUGGCACAGGAAACUGGCAGACAACAUCCGUCCUUCGCAGAACAGGCGCCCAAAAUGAAGUUACCGCCUUCUGAUUUUGUACUUCGCCUGUUGCGCUGCGUAUCAGAUAAAGAGUCGAUAUUGGUGUUGUUCUAUCCUGUCGAAAACCUUGCGCAAGUGGAAGACUUGUGCCGCCGGGCGUAUUUUCCCAUUUCCCCAAUUCAAACGGGGGAGCUUGUUCUUCUGAACGGAAUGCUCAGUGUUCUUCUAAGCGAGCUCAUGCAUUUCCCCCAGCCUGGAAUUUGCCCUGAGGAGGUAGAAUAUGCUCAUAACAUUUGCAUGGAAAAUUUCGAGGCUGGCAUUGAAACAUAUGAAGUCAUGGCUGUUCCUCGAUAUGAAAAUGCAUUGGCUCUAUGCAUGGCGGCGUUAAAAGCACAAAUGAAUGGCAAUCUGCUUCUGCAAAGAAGACUAGCGUCAGCCGCAGCCAACCAUUGUUGCACCUUGGGAUAUCACCAGGAAGCCAUGGUCUCGGGGGCCACUGCUCAAGAAUCAAAUAGGUUUCGUCAAUUCCUUGCGUUGAGCCUUGGAAGAGCCCCGAUCAUUCAGGACUAUGAUGUUGAUGUUCAGCCGAUUGUCGACUCUCACGACCCUAGGCGCUCACCCUGGGACGCGGCGUUUUCUUUGUUUGUUGAAUUUUCAAUGAUUCAGGGCGAAAUCUACCAGAAGCUUUUCUCCCCCUCGACCCGCAGACUCGGCGAUGAAGCCAGACAAGCUAUAGUGGACGAGCUUUCUAAACGGCUUAACGCUUGGCAUGAGGCCUGGCUGCAGAUUGAUAGCGCCAAGGCGUAUCGCAAGGAACUCUUUGACUGCACGUUCAUGCCGACGGACGUUAUAUAUUACUCUGUUCUCACCUUGCUUCAUCGCGGCUCCAACUCGUCGACUUCUACCAAGGCCAUCUCCCAAGUCUGCUUCGAAGCGGCACAGAAAGGAUUACAGGCCCACGCGACAACAUAUACACACUAUGCACGAGACUAUCUGGUGCUCAUUCUGGUUUACAGGACGUUAACUUGGAGUCUUAGGGUCCACGCCUAUGCCUCGUUUACCCCAUACAUUGUAACCUUUCUACACUGUAUCAGAUACUCCAGCACCAGCGACCUUCGGCUGCUGGAAGAGACGCUCGGGAUAAUGCGGCAAAUCAGCUGUCAGGUUAAUACCUAUGACCGCUAUUAUAAGCUUUUCAAUGCCUUGUAUUGUAUUGCAAAGGCGUACGUCGGUUCUCGAAAGGCAAUCGACGGCGAAGAACCAUCUCCAGAAAGCACUGUGAUCCUACCGCCUUGGUUAUCCUCUGGAUCCAACUCCCAACCGAUGUCUGCUAAUGACAUUCAAAUGGAUGGUUGGCACGGGUCUUACUUUGAGCAGCUCUCCUUCGCAAUAGAUUGUCAACUUGGCAAUCAGGGCGUUUGA
Molecule: messenger RNA, 1875 nt
Organism: Ilyonectria robusta
Lineage: Eukaryota; Fungi; Ascomycota; Sordariomycetes; Hypocreales; Nectriaceae
Exons: 7
Coding region: 1-1875 (624 amino acids)
Biological process (GO): regulation of DNA-templated transcription
Molecular function (GO): zinc ion binding; DNA-binding transcription factor activity, RNA polymerase II-specific
Source: RefSeq, a predicted model, not a curated record